This is a messenger RNA of Actinia tenebrosa (Australian red waratah sea anemone), 937 nucleotides long. RefSeq lists its product as uncharacterized. The record is from RefSeq and is a predicted model, not a curated record. NCBI's taxonomy places the organism in Eukaryota, Metazoa, Cnidaria, Anthozoa, Actiniaria, Actiniidae.
GGUGUUAUCAUUCGGCCACAACGAUCCUUUCAUGUCCAGAAAUAUCACGAUCUACUGGAGUAAAAAUAGCCCGUCUUGAUUUCAGYGAUCCUCAGGGAGGUAAAGGAGCGGCAGAUAGGUUGGCAGCAACAUGCAAAUCACACAUCGCGUGUAUAUUAAUGAGGGAAAUGAUGUUGUUACCGCCAAACAACUAGAGAGUGCCAUCCUUUCCAAUGGGGGAGUAAAGGGUGUUCGAGUCGUUUCACUGCAAUCCAUUGCUAACUCUCAAGAGACCACACAAAAGAUCCCAAACAUAAGUAAGCUUAACAAUUUUGAGUUUCUGUCUGGAGAGAAAAUUAAAGUAUGGCGUGCUUAUGGCAUAGGUACUGUGAAAGUCAUCAGAAUUGAAAAGCCCUCGACUACAGAGGCCAAUCAUAAAUGGCUUAGCUCGUCUUUCUCACCAGGAGAAUUUAAAUAUUUUACUCCCCAARCAACUCGCAAGACCCAAUCGGAGACGCUAACCGAACCCGCUGAGAAGAAUGUUGAGCCGGAAGAUAUGAGACUUCCAAAAAAAUGUACUAGGGCCCUCCAGAAGCACUCCCUUGUGGAUCUCGCAGAGAUGGGAUACAAGUGCGAGCUAGAAGAGGGUGUUAGAGUAAUACCAACUCUCCAAGCAGCUCCAGUUCAAGAGGGGAAAACAAGCGUCGCCCCUGUUAGUCAAGCCUGGGCUCUCAGAGCAACGAAAAAGGCGUACCGCUUUAACAAAAACCAAAAAUCGUAUCUUUCCGCAAAAUUCCAAAUUGGUCUGUCGACUGGGAGGAAAGCCAAUGCUGAAGCUGUUGGUGUGGAGAUGAGGCGAGCGCGUGGUCAAGGUGGAGAGAGGCUCUUCAAAGUUCCAGAGUUUUUGAGUACUCAGCAAAUCGCCUCCUAUUUUUCACGCCUUGCAGCCAAGAUCUGA